AUGGCAUCAAAGGGUCACUUUAGCAUCUCCAAAGUGGGUUUGGAUCCGAUGAGUGACAGCGGCAGCGACACAGAGCCCCUCACAGAAUUGAGCGACAGCAAUAGCGAUUCAUGGCAAGAUUCGUCAUCCGACUCUGACACUGACCAGAGAAGUAGCGACAGCGACGAUUCUGCACCUGAGCUCAGUGAUGUGCGCACUUGGUGCCCUAUUGAUUGCGAUGACGUCAUUGAAAAGAUUGUCACGGAGACAAAUCGCUACAACGAGCAGCAAUCCGCUACUCUGCAUAGCAAGUUUUCCAGGAACAGAAAAUGGGAACCGGUAGCUAAAGAGGACAUCUGGAAGUUUCUUGGGCUAAUACUUCUUCAGGGGGUGGUGGGGAAACCCCUGCAGAAAUGGUACUGGACUACCAAUAAAUUGCUGGCAACCCCAUUUUUUGGCACCAUCAUGUCUGAGUACCGAUUUUCCCUCAUAAUGAAGAAUUUGCACUUCACCAACAACGAGGAAUUUGACGAAGCCACACAUCCAGCGCCAAAACUCAAGAAGAUCUGGGAAGUAUACCAAAUGCUCCUAAAAAAUUUCCAGCAGGCCUAUGUGCCAAAUAGAGACAUCAGCACUGGUGAAAGUAUGAUGGCUUACAAGGGACGCCUCAGCUGGAUUCAAUACAUCGCAUCCAAGAGAGCACGGUUUGGAAUAAAAUCCUAUAUGCUCUGCGAGUCUGCCACUGGCUAUAUAUGGAAUUCCGUCAUAUACACCGGUAAAGGAACACAAUUCAACCCCAGGUACAGCGGCUAUGGGAUGGCAUCGUCAUCAGUCCUUACACUGCUUGAGCCAUUGCUGAAUCAGGGGUAUUGUGUGACAACGGACAACUUUUACACAUCGCCUGAGCUGUACGAGUUUCUGCUAAAACACAAGACUGAUGGAUAUGGAACCGUUAGGGCCAACCGACGUGAUCUGCCAUCUAUGUUUGCCAAGAAAAAACUGAAAACAGGAGAAAUGGUUGCCUGGCAGAAAGGAAAGAUGAUCGCAAUGCGUUGGCGUGACAAAAAAGACGUGUGCCUCAUGAGUACAGUGCAUAACACCUCCACUGCCAUGGUCCACACAAGAGGUGGGAAAGAUGUCAUGAAGCCACAACUUGUGAUUGACUACAACAACACCAUGGGAGGAGUCGAUAGAGCCGAUCAGGCGAUGACAUUUUAUCCGGCUAUGCGGAAACAACAAAAAAAAUAUAAUACAAAAAAAUCUUCAGCAUCUCCUGGAACAAUGCCUCUGGAAUGCCUAAAUACUGCACAGAGGAAAGAGUGA
Molecule: messenger RNA, 1302 nt
Organism: Hyla sarda
Lineage: Eukaryota; Metazoa; Chordata; Amphibia; Anura; Hylidae
Product: piggyBac transposable element-derived protein 4-like
Exons: 2
Coding region: 1-1302 (433 amino acids)
Source: RefSeq, a predicted model, not a curated record